Messenger RNA from Asparagus officinalis (garden asparagus), 1160 nucleotides. RefSeq names its product tropinone reductase homolog At5g06060-like. NCBI's taxonomy places the organism in Eukaryota, Viridiplantae, Streptophyta, Magnoliopsida, Asparagales, Asparagaceae. Bases 132 to 953 code for a protein of 273 amino acids. The record is from RefSeq and is a predicted model, not a curated record. The transcript has 6 exons. Gene Ontology annotation, molecular function: oxidoreductase activity.
AAUGAACCAAAUGCAACCGAAAACCCAAAAAUACAGAGCUAAACAAGCUCGUAACAGAAAGCGACUUCCUGAGCUUGACGCGAUUGGUUUUUAGCGAAGCCCACCCACUUCCGAAAGCGACUCUCUCCAACAUGGGAGACGAUCACAGCAGCGGCAGCGAAACCCUAAAAUCUCACCGAUGGUCUCUGAUCGGGAUGACCGCCCUCGUCACUGGCGGAACUCGAGGAAUCGGGCACGCUGUGGUCGAGGAAUUGGCUGCUCUCGGGGCGUCGGUCCACACGUGCUCUCGAAAGGAGGGGGAGCUCGGCGCGUGCUUGAAGAAAUGGGAGGGGCUAGGGUUAAGAGUCACCGGAUCGGUCUGCGAUUUGUCGGUGAGAGAGCAGAGGGAGGAGUUGUUGAAGGAGGCCUCGUCGAUUUUCGGUGGGAAAUUAAACAUUUUGAUAAAUAAUGUUGGAACAAAUAUCAAGAAGCCGACUACUGAUUACUCAUCUGAGGAAUUCUCAUUUCUUGUGGCGACCAACUUUGAAUCUGCUUUUCAUGUGUGCCAACUUGCACAUCCUCUUCUUAAAGCAUCAGGAAAGGGCAGUAUUGUAUUCAUCUCGUCUGUUGCUGGGGUGGUUGCUCUAGAUAGUGGUGUCAUCUAUUCGGCAACUAAAGGAGCAAUGAAUCAAAUUACAAAAAAUUUGGCUUGUGAAUGGGCAAGGGACAAUAUCCGAGUCAAUUCUGUUUCGCCGUGGUACAUCAAGACUUCGCUUGUUGAUCAUCUCUUGGCAGACAAAGACUUUGUGGAGAGUGUAAUUGCUCGGACCCCUCUUCGAAGAGUAGGGGAGCCAGAAGAAGUCUCAUCUCUGGUGGCUUUCCUUUGCCUCCCUUCUGCCUCCUACAUCACAGGGCAGAUCAUCUCUGUUGAUGGUGGAAUGACUGUGAAUGGGUUCUACCCAACUCACGACUAGGCAACAACCUGUCCAUUUUGGGCCUGUACAUAAUGACAUGCGUAAGUAGAAUUGCAUGUUGAUAUUUUAAGCUUGAAGUUUGUAUAUAUGGUGGACAUUGAGCUUAGACAAUAAUAAACAUUUGCAUUAUGGGUCUGUUAUGAGUUUUCUGCAUGUAAAAACUCGAUAUCUUGGAAUUUCUUUGUGCAACGAAAGGCUGUUAUUUUA